AUGUGCUUCUCCUUUGCUUCUAUUCCAGGAGACUUUUUAUUUUUGGGUUUUUGGUUUCAUGUUAAAUUUUGGAAUCUAGGUGUUGCCGUUGCUCUACUACCAGGAAUGCUCGAAUCUAACGAAGAAGGGGUUAUAUGGAACGAAAAACAUGGAUUUCUUACAUUCGUUUCUCUUAACGAAGAGGUUGACAUCUACAUCUUAUAG
Lactuca virosa is the source of this 204-nucleotide messenger RNA. The record is from the annotation of a GenBank genome assembly. NCBI's taxonomy places the organism in Eukaryota, Viridiplantae, Streptophyta, Magnoliopsida, Asterales, Asteraceae.